AUGACAAUUAGUCUUGCGCUUGGUGUGAUCAUUGCGGUUGGAAUCUUGCUAAGUAUUCAAUUAAGAAAUAUAAUUAGAAAUCGAACUGGCAUUGAAAAUUUGGUAUUGCAAAGAGCAACUGAACAUAGUCAUAGAACACAAAAGAAAGUCAUUUAUCCAUGUGAUCUUGGUUUCAAAAGUGAUAAAGAUGAAAAUAUCAGAUGGUCAGAUCAGCGUACACAAGAUCAUGAAUUAACAGAAUUAUUUAAACCAUUUGGAAAAAUACUUGAAGCAUCUGUUAUUAAAGAUUAUGGCUUCGUGCAUUAUGGAAGUAUCGAAGAAGCAGAAAAAGCCGCUUUUGCACUGAAUAAUAAGGAAUAUAAAGGAAAAAAAAUUAGGGUUGAAUUAUCUACCAGCACCGUAAGACAUCGCCCGGGCGAACCAACGCCUACGAGUGGUCUAAGGCAAGGAGGACGAUCGAAUCGAGGUGGCGGCGGCGGUAAUGGACGUUUUGGAGGAGGGGGACCGAUGCGUGGACACGAUUCUCGACAAUAUGGAGGUGGUAAUAACGGUUACAAUCAGUCCUACGAUAGAUCGAGACCCUAUCCGGAUCAAGGAAGAUUUAAUCAACGUGAUAAUGGUAAUAGCAAUAGUAAUUUUGCAGCAUUCAAUGUUCCACAGAAUCGAGGUGGUGGAGGUAGUUACAAUAACCAUAAUUUAAACAAUUUUAAUAAUAGUCAAGGUGAUUACAGAGGUUAUGGACAGAAUCAACAACGGACAGAUAAUUUUGGUGGAAGAAAUAUGUAUGAUCGUGGAGGUCUUGGUCCUAAUUCGAAUGAUUCGUUUUAUAGCGGCAUGGGUGGAAAUACAGGCUCAAGUAUGUCGCAACAAAAUCUGCCACCUCAAACUUUCAAUUCACAAGGUUAUGAUCAAUCUUACGAUCGUUAUCAACAAUAUUAUCCAAAUAAGCCGCGUGAUUCUGAAUUUUCUAAUCAAUCUAAUCAACAACGCCAUUUGUUAAAUCAAGCUGAAUUGAGAAGUGCUACUUUGAUACAUGUUUUGUUUAGAAAUGAAUAUGAUUAUUAUUCAAACUAUCGAAGUGAUCCAUAUUCUCAACAGCAAUCCCAUACACCAUCCGCAGUUCCACCUUCAAUACUUACACAGCAACCACAACGGGGACCUCCUCAAAUGCUAGGUGGUGGACAACCAUCAGGACGUCCCGACUAUAUGCCGUAUGAUGCUUAUACGACGAAUAUGAGUUCUUACUAUGGUCAACAACAACAACGGACAUAA
Molecule: messenger RNA, 1272 nt
Organism: Didymodactylos carnosus
Lineage: Eukaryota; Metazoa; Rotifera; Eurotatoria; Philodinida; Philodinidae
Source: the annotation of a GenBank genome assembly